This is a messenger RNA of Dicrocoelium dendriticum, 164 nucleotides long. NCBI's taxonomy places the organism in Eukaryota, Metazoa, Platyhelminthes, Trematoda, Plagiorchiida, Dicrocoeliidae. The record is from the annotation of a GenBank genome assembly.
CUUGCAAUCCACCUGUUGGAUCACAUAGAUGCUUGCCGGCUGAUUAUUCUGUGGAGCAAACGAACAACAUCUGUUUGAUCCGGAAACGGAGUGAGGUCAUCGUACACAUUGUUCUCCCAGCUCGCCGCUGUCUCACCAAAUCAGGUGCUGGAUUCCGUGCCUGA